Messenger RNA from Neocloeon triangulifer, 2765 nucleotides. RefSeq names its product aconitate hydratase, mitochondrial-like. The transcript is spliced from 12 exons. Gene Ontology annotation, molecular function: 4 iron, 4 sulfur cluster binding; aconitate hydratase activity. The coding region runs from base 99 to 2456 and encodes 785 amino acids. The record is from RefSeq and is a predicted model, not a curated record. NCBI's taxonomy places the organism in Eukaryota, Metazoa, Arthropoda, Insecta, Ephemeroptera, Baetidae. Gene Ontology annotation, biological process: tricarboxylic acid cycle. Gene Ontology annotation, cellular component: mitochondrion; cytosol.
AGCGUCCGCAGAUCGAAGAAUUUUCCAACUCUAUUCGUCCUCUUGGCUGGCUGGUGCGGGGCUGGUGGCUGAUUUAGUUCUCGAGCAAUCUCGCAGAAAUGGCGAACUGCUUGCGAGCUGUGUCUAGACAGUCCUCUUGGGCGCCUGAAAUCCAGCGGCGAUGCUUCCACGUGUCCCCGCUGGCCUCUGCGGCCCAGAAGGUGGCCAUGAGCAAAUUCGACAACGAUCCUCUCCCCCAUGAGAAGCUCCAGAAAAACGUGGACAUCGUCAAGAAAAGACUAAACCGGCCUUUAACUUUGUCGGAAAAAGUUUUGUAUGGCCAUUUGGAUGAGCCCCAGAGUCAGGAAAUCGAGCGUGGAACAUCAUACCUGAGGCUACGACCUGACAGAGUGGCCAUGCAGGACGCCACUGCCCAGAUGGCCAUGCUGCAGUUCAUCUCCUCAGGUCUGCCAAAGGUGGCUGUGCCCUCGACCAUCCACUGUGACCACUUGAUCGAGGCCCAGGUUGGUGGCGAGAAGGAUUUGGCGCGUGCUAAGGACAUCAACGCAGAGGUCUACAACUUCCUCCAGUCGGCCGGUGCCAAGUAUGGUGUUGGAUUUUGGAAACCUGGUUCUGGAAUCAUUCAUCAGAUCAUCCUGGAAAACUACGGUUUCCCCGGGCUGCUGAUGAUUGGCACAGACUCUCACACCCCUAAUGGAGGUGGCCUCGGUGGUCUUUGCAUUGGCGUUGGUGGUGCAGAUGCCGUUGACGUUAUGGCCAACAUUCCUUGGGAACUUAAGUGCCCGAAGGUCAUUGGUGUCAAGCUCACUGGUGAGCUGAAAGGAUGGACCUCUCCAAAGGACAUCAUCCUGAAGGUGGCCGGUAUCCUGACGGUCAAGGGUGGUACUGGCGCCAUUGUCGAGUACUUUGGCCCUGGCGUUGACUCAAUCUCUUGCACUGGCAUGGCCACUAUUUGCAACAUGGGUGCUGAAAUUGGAGCCACCACCUCCGUCUUCCCCUACAACCAUCGCAUGCGCAGCUAUUUGAAGGCCACCAACCGAGAAAACAUCGCAGAGGUUGCAGACAAGUUCCAAAAAUCUCUGCUCUCUGCUGAUGACGGUGCUAAGUACGACCAGAUUGUUGAGAUUGACCUUACCACUCUUGAGCCACACAUCAAUGGACCUUUCACUCCUGACCUUGCGCACCCGAUCUCUCAGAUUGGAAAGGUUGCCAAGGAAAAGGGCUGGCCUUUGGAGGUCAAAGUCGGUCUUAUUGGCAGCUGCACCAAUUCCAGCUACGAGGAUAUGGGCAGGUGUGCUAGCAUUGUGAAGCAGGCCAUGAGCCACGGACUCAAGUCAAAGGCCGCCUUUGACGUGACCCCGGGAUCUGAACAGAUCCGUGCUACCAUCGAGCGUGAUGGCAUUGCCAAGAUCCUGAGAGACUUUGGAGGUGUGGUGCUGGCAAAUGCUUGUGGUCCUUGCAUUGGUCAAUGGGACCGUCAGGACAUCAAGAAGGGUGAAAAGAACACAAUUGUCACCUCAUACAACCGUAACUUCACUGGACGUAACGACGCUAACCCAGCGACCCACGCCUUUGUGACCUCGCCUGAGCUGGUCACAGCCCUCUCGCUGGCCGGCACCCUUGACUUUGAUCCCACCAAGGACAAGCUGAAGGGCGCUGAUGGCAAAGAAUUCCUGCUCGACUCCCCCUAUGGCGAUGAAUUGCCCCAGCGCGGCUUCGACCCUGGCGAGGAUACCUUCCAGGCACCUCCCCCUGAUGGCUCAAGCCUCAAGGUCAACGUUGACCCCAAGUCUCAGAGACUUCAGCUGCUCGAGCCCUUCAACGUCUGGGACGGCAAGGACUUGAUCGACCUGUCCGUUCUUAUUAAGGUCAAGGGCAAGUGCACAACUGACCACAUUUCCGCAGCUGGCCCAUGGCUUAAGUACAGAGGUCAUUUGGACAAUAUUUCUAACAACAUGUUCAUUGGUGCUGUGAACUCGGAAAACAACGAGGUCAACAAAAUUAAGAAUCAACUCACUGGUGAGUGGGGAGGUGUUCCUGAGGUUGCCAGGCACUACAAAUCGAAGGGCGUCCAGUGGGUCACUGUUGGAGAUGAAAACUACGGUGAGGGCAGCAGUCGAGAACAUGCUGCUCUGGAGCCCCGUCACUUGGGUGGCCGUGCCAUCAUUGUAAAGUCUUUUGCUCGCAUCCACGAAACCAACCUUAAGAAGCAGGGUAUGCUUCCCCUCACAUUCGCCGACCCCGCCGAUUAUGACAAAAUUCUGCCCACCUCCAAGAUUUCCCUCCUUGGACUGAAAGACUUUGCACCCGGAAAGCCAUUGAAGGCAGAAAUCAAGAACGGAAGCAAGGUGGAGACGAUCACCUUGAACCACUCGUUCAACGAGCAGCAGAUUGGUUGGUUCAAGGCCGGCAGUGCAUUGAACAGAAUGAAGCAGAUUGCAGCCAGCAAGAAAUGAACUACUGUCCGCUAGUCACGCCCUGUAGACAGACUGGAAACUUAAUUAUUACUUAGUUAGUCUCACAUGUGGACGAGAUAAGGAUGGAAAAGCAUUUUGUGUUGCUUAGCAGGCCUUGUGAUGCAGUAGACAUUUAGCCACUUUCUAACUUAUGUUUAUCCUCAAAUAAACCCACACGUUGUACAAAAUAACAUCGCACUUGCCGAGAAACAGAUCGAAUGAAGUGAGUUGUUGCGCAGAUGGAGAAAAAUUUGUUAAGAAACUAAAGUGAAAUUCAAUAAAAAAAAAGCCAUCUUGUUACUCAUGUAA